AUGUCCAAGACUAAUAUAAACGUGCGAAUGUGAUUAUAGGCAUUAACUCUGGCCUGGUUGUUCCAUUAUAACUUUUACUGCGAGCCAGUGGAUUUUUCGUACGAUCCUCGUGCGAUCGAGGUACACCUGCAACUCUUUUAUCUUUUAGAUACAAUGGAGCUUAUACCAGCAUAACGAAACAAGUAAUUUUCGAACAAUAGAAUGAUCUUCAAAUCAAAUAUUAGGUUUCAUUUAUUUAAAUGAAGAUUAAGAAAAUGAUCGAUCCGUUUCAAUGUACCUUUGAUUGUUACAUUGCACAAAUUUUUAAGCACAAUGAAAUGAUAUAUCUACAUCAUUUUUCAAUAUUAAACGAUUGGAAUUCUUUUUCAAAUUCUUCAGCAUAAAAGAGCACAUCCUUGUGUUUACGUGUCGUUUCAACGUGCGCGUAUAUAUUCCGUUAUUCACGAACGAAGUGUCUAUUUGUUAAAUGCAAUCUCUUGCACGUUCGCGAACAGUGUCGCGUUUCUUAUCAAAAUCUUCCAUCACUUUGAUAAGUCCUUUUUGCAAAUUUAAUAUGUAUCGUUAGAAUAUUAUUACAAGUAUUUUGUUUUGAUUACAGAGCAUGAUACAAAAAUCGGGUGCGAAGGAUUCUAUUAUAUAGACCACAGAUGUUUGUACAUAUUUGUAUUUCUGUACAUGAAAAUAUUAUGUUUCUUUUAUUUUAUCUAUUUUUAUCAUAAAAAAUUGAAAACUGAAAUCUAAUUGGAAAUUUGUUCCACCUUCUCUUUAAUACUUUGAUACUUUUACAUUUAAUAUUUGUACAUGUCUUUCUCAUAAAAAUUUAUUAUAUUUCAAAUUUUUUGUAAACAGACAAACAUCUUCGGUCUACGUAUUUUCAUCAGAAUUUCAAAUUAAAUAUAUGUACAUCAGUAUUGCUCAACUCGCAGAUAACCAGGAUGGUUUGGCUUUACUUCCUCAUGAAGAUCUUCGACUUGGUGGACACGGUCUUCUUCGUUCUUCGAAAAAAGCAGCAGCAAGUGUCGUUCCUUCACGUUUAUCAUCACACAGGCAUGGCUUUCGGUACUUGGGUAGUCACCAAAUUUUUACCUGGCGGUCAUAUUACCUUUCUAGGUAAGUGAUUUAGUUCAACACAUUCGCUGCAACAACAAUGUUACUUUCGUACUAGCGAAUAAUUUUCACUUCGGUUUAAUGGUACAAUUUGACGCACCAUGCGUUUGUUUAAAACUGUCACGGAAUUGAUUUUUUAAAAAUUUCUUUUUAGCUCGCUUCUCAUAUUCUAAUCAGUAG
Heterotrigona itama is the source of this 1287-nucleotide messenger RNA. The record is from the annotation of a GenBank genome assembly. NCBI's taxonomy places the organism in Eukaryota, Metazoa, Arthropoda, Insecta, Hymenoptera, Apidae.